Molecule: messenger RNA, 2018 nt
Organism: Dendrobium catenatum
Lineage: Eukaryota; Viridiplantae; Streptophyta; Magnoliopsida; Asparagales; Orchidaceae
Product: probable vacuolar amino acid transporter YPQ1
Exons: 12
Coding region: 506-1723 (405 amino acids)
Source: RefSeq, a predicted model, not a curated record
CAGAUGUUGUGGUCAGUCGGAAAUACCCUUGGAGAACUGGCUAAUCUCGCCAGCUCUUUUACUUUCCCUCGCUAUAUAGCUGGCGAGAUCCAUCAAAUAGAACCAACCCCAUAUAGAUUUUGAUAAAGAGGUUUCUCUCUUUCUCUCUGCACCUCUCUCUCUCUCCAAGUCUCAACUCUCAUCUUUCGUGAAUAUUCGAAUAUACCAUUAAUCAGGUUUUCUGCACGCAAUUCAGUAUAGCUAGCAACAAUAUCAGAGGAGAUUUAAUUAUUAGCGCUCGCUAGCUAAUAGCAUAUUCCCUUGUUCCCAAAGGCAUUUAACUUUUCUAAGUACCAGCGGCCAGGCAACGGAAAAAAAAAAAGAAGUACAAUACGAUUAAUUAAGUUACAAGAAGGUGAUCGACGGAGUAGCUAGCUAGCUAGCUUGAUCGUUAUUCAAAUCGAAAGAGAUCAAUCGAUCAAGAGAUAUAUAUUAUAUAUAUCGGCAUCAGGUCUCGCAAUCUGGCAUGGCUUCGAUGUUAAUGUGCCGGGAGGAUCGGAGGCGAGAGUGUGUGCGGUGGGUAGAAAAAUAUUUCAAGGACUGUGUUUGUGACAUCAGAAGCGAAAUUUCUUUCAGCCUUGGGAUGCUAAGCUUGGUUUUCUGGGGCAUCGCCGAGAUCCCUCAGAUCAUUACAAACUUCCGCACCAAGUCUGGCCAUGGCGUCUCGAUCGCUCUCCUCCUCACUUGGUUCGUCGGUGAUAUAUUUAACUUGGUCGGUUGCCGCCUCGAACCGAUUACGCUACCAACUCAGUACUACACGGCUCUGCUUUACACAGCAGUCACAGUAGUGUUGAUUCUGCAAACCUUUUACUACGAUUACUACAGUAGAAUUCGGAAGGACAAUAUUGGCUUCAAUAAUGCUCUGACUACCGCUGUUGAUGAUGAUGGGGUAGAAGCAAUGAAGAAGCCUUUGAUUGAUCCAAGGCGCAAGGAUGAAGCCCAAGCUGUACCAACAAAGACUUCAAAUAGAGCGUCUCCUCGCACUGAUUCCUAUUACAUGUCAGCGAGGUCAUUGGCCAGUAGUACUGGGACGCCGUCGUACAUGCAAGUUGGUAGAUUUGGUAGCGGGCCGUCAACUGUGGCAGCAGUACACGACUCUUCCUCCGAUGGCGACGAGGACGAGGACACUGCCGAUAACCAUUAUAAUUCCAAUCGUCUCCCUAAUCCUUAUAAGCCCAUCGCCUCUCCAGCCACUGGCUAUGCAGCAAUCAUCAUCGGCUCUGCUGGUUUGCCGUCUCAAGCCAACGCCCUUAUAGAAGCAAAUAUAUAUUUCCAAGGCAGAAGAUUAUUAAAGAACUCAGGGUUGAUGACAUUGGGGUCCAAUCCUUACGGAAUGGCCCUAGGAUGGGUGAUGGCUGCCAUUUAUAUGGGAGGACGUCUGCCUCAAAUUUAUCUCAAUAUGAAACGAGGAGGCGUUGAGGGUUUAAAUCCUCUUAUGUUCACUUUUGCUAUAAUUGCAAAUGCAACCUAUGUCGGGAGCAUUCUAAUGAGGAGUAUUGAAUGGAAAAUGCUAAAGGCUAACGCACCUUGGUUGUUGGAUGCCAUUGUUUGUGUGCUGCUCGACCUAUUUAUUAUAUUGCAGUUUGCAUACUACAAGUUUGCUGCUAGAAGAGCAACCGAUAACGACCUGGAAGUUGAUAAUAGUGAUGAUGUGCCUACCGAGGCCAAGAAGACAAUUGCUUGAAUGGAUUUGUGUUAGAAGCCAUGCAUGUUUUAAUUAGACCAUGUGUGAUUGAUAACAAGCUUAUGCAUCUUUGAUUAUCUUUUAGAACUUAACAAAUGGACAAGGAUGAACAAAAAAAAAAAACUAAUCAUCCACAUUUUGAUGUUAAUUAUUCCUUUUUUAUUUUAUUUUUAUUUUUUUUAUUUUAAUAGGAGACCAUUUUGUUGAUCUACCUUUCUUUCUUUCUGUUUGCUUCAAGGUCUAGGGGUGGAACUUUAGAAUUAAAUAUCACCGUUCAGAUAUAUCCUCUAUACUA